This is a messenger RNA of Cucumis melo (muskmelon), 1045 nucleotides long. Its product is annotated as pyruvate kinase 1, cytosolic-like. Gene Ontology annotation, biological process: glycolytic process. The transcript is spliced from 5 exons. The record is from RefSeq and is a predicted model, not a curated record. Bases 440 to 742 code for a protein of 100 amino acids. Gene Ontology annotation, cellular component: cytoplasm. Gene Ontology annotation, molecular function: potassium ion binding; magnesium ion binding; pyruvate kinase activity. Lineage: Eukaryota; Viridiplantae; Streptophyta; Magnoliopsida; Cucurbitales; Cucurbitaceae.
UUCAAAUUUCAAAAAGAACUUUAUUUUCUCUUCUUCGAAAACCCUCCCUUCACAGCUUCUCUCUCAUUUCUAAUUCCUUCGUCUUUCUUCUCAACUGCAAAUCUCUCUCUCCUCCUCCCCUUCUCUCUCGCUCUCUUGUCUCCUUCGUCUUCCUCAUCUUCACUCUUCCUAUCUCUCAAUUUCCAUUCUCUAAAAUGAAGCAUGCACCCAAGAAACCCUAUUUUGCUAUAUACCCAUGUCGCCGAUCCACUGCCAUCUUCUAUUCCUAGCGCUAACGGUGCCGGAAUCAAGGGCGGCAGACCCCUCGGAAACCUACGUCGUCUUCCAAAGAAAAUGCUUCACCGUCCGGUCCCAAUUCCAUGGUUCCCGAUUCCAAACCCUCGCCGACUAAGGUGAAGAGCCUGCUCCCUCUUCUAACCCACUUAAGCGGAAGCUCAGUAUGGAGACCGUUCUUGAGAAUUCCAUCCCUGGGUCGUCUGAUUCUAUUGCGAAGGUGUUUUUGCUUCAGAAAACUGCCCUUUAUAGAUGUAAUAUGGCUGGAAAGCCUGCUGUUUUAACUCGUGUGGUAGACAGCAUGACUAACAACUUGAGACCUACACGUGCAGUAGCUACUGAUGUUGCCAAUGCUGUACUUAAUGGAAGUGAUGCAAUUAUUCUUGAGGCUGAGACAUUGCAUGGAUUACAUCCAGUAGAAACCGUUUCAAGCGUUAGUAGAAUAUGUGCUGAGACAAAUUUGUUUUAGAGAAGAGGACUGAUCCUCCAAAAUGGGACCUUUUGAAACCUGUUCCAUUUGCCAUCGAUGCGAGGCCACUAGAAACCAUGCUUGGGCAGAGUUCUGAUGUCCAUUAUAUGCACAUUUGUACAAAGGAUUGUUCUUUGAGGACAGACCAAAAACAUGGUGGUGUUGUUGAGUGAAGGAAGAGUCUGAUAAGAGGCAAGUGUUUUUCUUUAAUUGAAAAUAAAGGAGUUUUUUUUUUUUUUUUCAAGUUAUGUAAGAUGAUAGUAUUUUCAAGCUUAUCUAUUUCCCACUUCCUUAAAUCAUAAA